UUUUUUUUUCUAAUUUCUUUUUACCUAUUAAAGUAACUAAACUUUUGUUAUUGUUUCAGAAAGAACAUGCUUAUAGAUGCUACAUGGCAGCAUCCCUCGUUUAUGAGGGCAAAGGAUGGGCAUUAGCAGAUGAUCAUAUCAGUUGUGCACUCGGAAGGCAAUCAUUUCAGUUGGGCAAGUCAGAAGAAGUGCUUGAGCAUUACAAGAAGCUUUUACGCGAAAGCAGGCAAACACCGCAGCAGCAGGCUGUUUACAUGAAGGAAUUCUUAAGCGUUUACAGGGAUUAUACCAAUAAGACCGAAGCCGAUCCCUUGCGUGAAACCUUCCCAGACUUCCCGCUUCCUGUAGUGCUUGGUUCGACAGCCAGAAUUCUUCUCUCAACUUCUCAAUCAACAACCGAGGAUAGCGAAGCAUGGACAGAACUAGAGAGUGGAAUACAGAGUUCGUCUAGCUCUGCUGGGGGACGUACCGUAUCCACUGUCGGAGAAUAUAUACUUGCAACUAUCAAUGUAAAGAAUCCUUUGCAGAUCCCACUUAUCUUGACAGACGUUAUCCUUGGAUGUGAACAUAGCACUUCAACCACCACAUUCACGGUCCCUGUGGAUGCAGCCGAGGAGGCUCAUCUAGCACUGUAUGAUCAACAGAGUCCGAGCUUUGAAGGAAAAGUCUCGUUCAAUGCCUUUGAUUGUGAUCGGAUCGAUCGUGUAAUCCUCGAACCGGGCCAAACCAGGACGUUGACGUUUGAGAUCCUACCUAAAAAAGAGGGUCAAAUCCGAGUUAUGGGUCUUCAUUGCAAUGUGGAAGGUCAGGUUCAUGCUUACAAAGAUAUUGUCAAGCGAGGCAAACGAUUGAAUAAGACCAAGGAGCAAAUGAUGUCCAUGGUAUAUGAAGAGGAUAAGAGCCUGGUGAUUCUAGUGGCGCCAGAGAUGCCCUUAUUAGAUGUCCAAUUCCAUUCGUCUCCAGAAAUGUUGUUAUCGGGUGAAGUGUGUGAAAUUUCACUAGAGAUCAAGAAUCGAGGCAAGAAGGGACUCAAGAAUCUAACUGUACGGAUGAGUCAUCCUACAUUUUUUUGUAUUGGUGAACAGAGAGAUACGGGCGACUUGGGACUCUACAAUAAAGGUGAUGGUAACAGAGCAGUUGAGAUAGUUCAGGUUGACAACUCAUUGCAGCAUAGUACAGCACACAGAAUCUUGGGUACAGUGCUGGCGCCUGGAGAAAGCAUUAAAAUCCCUAGUUGGCUACGUGGGGAGAAAAUUGGCAAACAUAAUUUCUUAUUUUUGUUCUCGUAUGAAUCAGAACAAGAAGGGACAGCCAUGGGGACCAGGACUUUGCGGCAUGCUGUUGCUGCGCAAGUCUUACCUUCCCUCAAGAUUAAUGCAUUCACUAGACCGAGUACCAAGGGACUGAACGAGUUUAUUCUUGGUAUCGAGACUGAAAACCUGCAGACGGUCCCCGUUUUUGAAUUCCUUCAGAUUUCAUCCAUGAGUGCUUCCUGGGUCAUCGAAGCUGUUGGCAAAUCUGACGCCUCGUCAAACAGUAUUCACGUAUUAUAGGGUCCGUAAGAAUGAUCAAGCCUCUGCCUCCACAUCAAGAAUUACACCAGAACGAUUCAUGGCUAAAGCCCUUGAGAAGCUUGUCAUUGGUCAAGAACGGCUUAAGGAUGUUCCACCUCCUUUGGAUCUGCAACACUGUCAUCUCUCCACUGUACGUGUUUGUUUGUUUGUUUUUUUUUUGGCCCUUACCUUAUAUCUUGUCUACUAUAU
Lobosporangium transversale is the source of this 1763-nucleotide messenger RNA. RefSeq lists its product as hypothetical. Lineage: Eukaryota; Fungi; Mortierellomycota; Mortierellomycetes; Mortierellales; Mortierellaceae. The transcript has 6 exons. Gene Ontology annotation, biological process: protein localization to phagophore assembly site; endoplasmic reticulum to Golgi vesicle-mediated transport. Gene Ontology annotation, cellular component: TRAPPIII protein complex; phagophore assembly site; cytoplasmic vesicle. Bases 84 to 1553 code for a protein of 489 amino acids. The record is from RefSeq and is a predicted model, not a curated record.